AUGCCGAAACGCAAGCAUGGUGACACCGACGGCCCCGCGCGGUCCAGCGACAAGGCGCACCGCAAGAUGUCCAUGAAGGCCGUUCGACUGGGUGUCAAGUUUGAGCACGGAGUGCAAAUGAUUGUUCGAGGACUCAAGACUGCGCGCGGCUUCGAGAGACAAAAGCUCAGCCGGCGAGAAAAGACUGCGAGAUCAGAGAACUCGGAGAAUACACGCAUGACUCUGCUGAAGCUGGCGGAGGAAAUUGAAGCGCUGAAGUCGCUUGAUUAUCAGAAGACCGCCGAGCGAUACCUUUUCAAACAACUGUCUAAGACGAAGCGCAUUGCGGAGCUGCCGACGUUCAAGGAAUUCGAAGAGUCUAAGAACAUCUCUACCGAGGGACCCAAGAGUACUGCGGAGGCAAAUAUCCUGGCGCGUCUAUUUAAAUCAAAUCCAGUCAAGAAUUUGAUGCCUAACAUGCUCGCCGAGAUUCGGAAGUUGCUCGGCGUGGAUGAGGCUCCAGCUGGCAAGAGUGGCAUGAAGGAAGCUCAAAAGGACAAGCCAAAGAAAAUCCAAGCCGACCCCGAAUCCGACUCCAAAGAUGAAGCGCCACUCAAGAAGACCGAAAAGAAGAAGAAGCCUACCAAGGAUGCUGAGCCGGACUCGCAGCUUGGUGACGAUAUCAGUGGUUCUGAAGGUGAAGGAUUUGAUAGCGAUCAACUGGAGCAAUUCAAUUCACGACUGGCACCAGGAUCAGAUGCCGAAGAUGAAUCCGAGUCAGAGGACGCUGAUGAGAGUGGAGGCCUUGGUCCAGACGACAUCUCCGACUCAGUCGAAUCCCGCUCAUCAUCUCCUGAUUUCUCCGAUGCGGGAUCGCCUCCGCCUAAGAAAGCCAAAGGAGCCAAAGCAUCUGCCGCACCGGUAAAAGAAACGACAUUCCUGCCAUCUUUGAUGAUGGGCGGCUACUGGUCCGGCUCAGAAGAAGCAAGCGAAGACGAGGCGGCUGGCCCGCCGAAGCGCAAGAACCGCAUGGGUCAACAGGCUCGUCGCGCUCUCUGGGAGAAGAAGUACGGUGCUGGUGCAAACCACGUGAAGAGCGAGCAGCAACAGGAGAGGAGCAAUCGGGAUAGUGGAUGGGAUACGAAGCGAGGAGCAACCGGUGGUGGCCGUGGAGGAUACGGUGGGCGGCAGCAGAACAGGUACGAUGAUCGGUCAGGAUCUCGUCCACAGAGCAGCAAACCGCCCAGGCCUAAGGAAGAUGAGGGUCCCUUGCACCCUUCUUGGGAGGCCAAGAAGAAGCAAAAGGAACAAGCACCCGCUGUUUUCGCAGGAAAGAAGGUCACUUUCGAUUAA
This is a messenger RNA of Penicillium cosmopolitanum, 1332 nucleotides long. Its product is annotated as BUD22 family protein. Gene Ontology annotation, cellular component: nucleus; 90S preribosome. The transcript has 2 exons. NCBI's taxonomy places the organism in Eukaryota, Fungi, Ascomycota, Eurotiomycetes, Eurotiales, Aspergillaceae. Bases 1 to 1332 code for a protein of 443 amino acids. The record is from RefSeq and is a predicted model, not a curated record. Gene Ontology annotation, biological process: maturation of SSU-rRNA.